Molecule: messenger RNA, 846 nt
Organism: Cydia strobilella
Lineage: Eukaryota; Metazoa; Arthropoda; Insecta; Lepidoptera; Tortricidae
Gene: Adh
Product: 15-hydroxyprostaglandin dehydrogenase [NAD(+)]-like
Exons: 5
Coding region: 1-843 (280 amino acids)
Cellular component (GO): cytoplasm
Molecular function (GO): oxidoreductase activity, acting on the CH-OH group of donors, NAD or NADP as acceptor
Source: RefSeq, a predicted model, not a curated record
AUGGCAGCUUGUGGAUUAAAAUGUUCGGUAAAAAUUGAAAACAAAAUAUUUGUGGUGACCGGCGGUGCUGCUGGGGUUGGUGCUGGAGUUGUCAGGGCACUAUUAGCAGAAAAUGCCAGGCACGUCGCUUACCUCGAUAUAAGAGAGCGCGAGGGCGCGGCGCUAGAAGCCGAACUCUCCAGCAAGUUUGGCGCCCUAAGAGCCAAGUUCAUAAAAUGCGAUAUUGCCGACGAGCAUCAACUCAACUCGGCGUUUACGCAAGUUAUAGACAAAUAUCGUCGGCUAGACGGUGUCAUUAAUAACGCCGCCGUUUUGAACACUGAUGAGACGCAGUACUUUAAGAAGAUUGUUGACAUUAAUUUUACAGCUACAAUCCAAAGUUCGUUAGUGGCAUUAGACUUAAUGCGGGCCGACAAAGGAGGCGCGGGUGGCACAAUCCUCAAUAUUUCUUCCUUAUGGGCUCUCAGAGGUGACAGUCAGCUACCUGUGUACGCAGCCACAAAAACCGCGGUGCUUCAUUUCAGCAAUGCCAUUGGGGGAAAACAGAACAACAAAAAAACUAAUGUAAGGGUUAUGACUGUUUGCCUUGGUCCCACUGAUACCGCAAUCCUACACAGAAACAGCUUGAUAGAAGAUAAAGACUCUGCGUUCAUAUCACAUGCAGACAAAAGACAAAGGGUUGAGUCGGCUGUCACCGGCAUUAUAGAGGUCAUCCGUGGAGGCCAAAGUGGAACUACGUGGAUGGUUUCCAAUGACAAUCCAGCUGUGAAUAUCACAAAAAAUGUCAACGAAAGCUACGAAGUUCUUUCCAAAGGUGUCAACGAUUUGUUAUUGGGCCCAUGAAUA